UUAAAAAAAAAAAAAAAAGAAGUUCGGCGAGUUUGUAUAUUUCCCAUUCCCCCCUUCCUUCUCUCGACGAGAUUAGGGUUUUUCAUCCUCUGUUCGAUUCAGAUCUGAUCUCUGAUUCCGAUCUUUGGAUUCUUCAAUCUACAGAUCUCGGCAUUUCCAACCUAUUCAUUUCUGGUCAAAUUUGGUUCUGAGGAUUUGAAUUUCGUCGUGGUGUAAUUCCUUUCAUGUCCUGCUUCGAAUUCAACCUUUCUCCUCACUCGUUGUCAAACAGAUCUUGAAAAUUGGCUCCGCAAAGACGUUCGCAGCGCCACAUGGGCGGCCAGAUGCAGCAGAGCAAUGCUGCGGCGGCGACCGCCUUUUACGACCACGCUGGCGGUGGGACCCUGCAUAAUGCAGGCCCCAAUAACGACGCUGGUGAUGCGGUCAUGGCUCGGUGGCUCCAGUCCGCUGGCUUGCAGCAUCUGGCCUCUCCCUUGGCGGCUGAUCACCGCUCCCUCCUCAUGCAGGGUUAUGGAGCACAAUCUGCAGAAGAGAAACAGAGGCUUUUAAAAUUGAUGAGAAACCUUAAUUUUGGUGGGGAAUCUGGAUCUGAACCACAUACGCCUACAGCCCAAGCUUCAGGAGCACUUGGUGCAAUGGAUGGCUAUUAUUCUCCAGAUUUUAGGGGAGAUUUCGGUGCUGGACUCUUGGAUCUCCAUGCUAUGGAUGAUACCGAACUUUUGCCUGAGCACGUUAUCUCAGAACCAUUUGAGCCUUCACCAUUCAUUCCUAGUGGCACUAGAACAUUUGACGAUGAACUUAAUAUAGCUACCACCAGGCAGCAAAGAACCCAAGCUGAUGAAGAUGCCUUGGCUACAUUGCCUGUGGUUGAAAAGGAGAAUGUUGCCAGAGAAACUAACGUGGCUAAAAUCAAAGUUGUGGUGCGGAAGAGACCAUUAAACAAGAAGGAGGUUGCUCGCAAGGAGGAUGAUAUUGUAACAGUUUGUGAUAAUGUCUGUUUGGCUGUUCAUGAACCAAAACUAAAGGUGGACUUGACUGCAUAUGUGGAGAAACAUGAAUUCUGCUUCGAUGCGGUUCUUGAUGAGCAUGUUUCCAAUGAUGAGGUUUAUCGGGUUACUGUGCAACCAAUUAUUCCCAUCAUCUUUGAACGGACAAAGGCUACAUGUUUUGCUUAUGGCCAGACUGGCAGUGGUAAGACAUUUACAAUGCAACCAUUACCUCUUAGAGCUGCUGAAGACCUCGUUAGAUUGUUACAUCAGCCAGUUUAUCGCAAUCAGAGAUUCAAGUUGUGGCUUAGCUUUUUUGAGAUAUAUGGUGGAAAAUUGUUUGAUCUACUCAGUGACAGAAAGAAGCUUUGCAUGAGAGAAGAUGGGCGGCAGCAGGUUUGUAUUGUUGGACUUCAAGAAUUUGAAGUGUCUGAUGUACAAAUUGUCAAAGAAUAUAUCGAAAGGGGAAAUGCAGCAAGAAGUACGGGUUCCACUGGUGCCAAUGAGGAGUCUUCUAGGUCCCAUGCUAUUUUGCAACUUGCUGUUAAGAAACAUCCUGAAGUGAAAGAUUCGAGAAGGAACAAUGACGGAAAUGAGCUGAAAAGUGGGAAGCUUGUUGGGAAAAUCUCUUUUAUUGAUUUGGCUGGCAGCGAAAGAGGGGCUGAUACAACUGAUAAUGAUCGUCAGACAAGGAUUGAGGGAGCAGAAAUCAACAAAAGUCUUUUGGCUUUGAAGGAAUGCAUUCGUGCCUUGGACAAUGAUCAGAUUCAUAUACCCUUCCGUGGAAGCAAACUCACAGAAGUGCUCCGUGAUUCAUUUGUUGGCAACUCGAGAACUGUUAUGAUAUCAUGCAUUUCUCCGAAUGCUGGUUCAUGUGAACACACUCUCAACACUUUGAGAUAUGCUGACCGGGUCAAAAGUUUGUCCAAGAGUGGAAAUGCAAAAAGGGAUCCGGCUGUUAGUUCCAGUCAACCAACAACUAGGGAUGUUUCUUCAGCCUCGUCUAUUCCAGUUCCCACUGAAGCAGAAGAUGUUAAUAUGCUGCGCCAAGAGGUGAAAUUAGGGGAGUUGGGAAGAAGGGUCGCAGAGAAAGAGAGUCUCUCCUCUUCUGACUUUGAAGUGCCAACUACUGCUUUGCCAUCAAGCAAUACCUUUCAUGUGCGAGAUGACAAGGAGCCGCUUGAAAUGAAGAACACUCAUGGUGAACCAACUGGUCGAAAGAUUCCCAUGUAUUCACAGAACUCAACUGAUGCAGAGGAGAAGGUGCAAAAAGUGUCACCACCUCGCAGAAAAUCAUCCCGGGAUGAAAAAUCCGAGAAGUUGGGGAGCUGGCAGAAGAAAGACAGCGGUGUGACUGAUCUCUCAACUGCAAGCUCCAAGCAGUAUGGUCCAGGAAACUCUAACACAAAUGAUGCCGGACCCAGAAAGUAUGAACCUGAGCCAACUCCCGAUGGCAAUAUUAAUGCAAUACUGGAGGAAGAAGAAGCGUUAAUUGCUGCGCAUCGAAAAGAAAUAGAGGAUACCAUGGAGAUUGUGCGCGAAGAAAUGAAACUGUUGGCAGAAGUGGAUCAACCAGGCAGCCACAUUGAAAACUACGUGACCCAGUUGAGUUUCGUGCUGUCUCGUAAGGCCGCUGGUUUGGUUAGUCUUCAAGCACGCCUCGCAAGGUUCCAGCACAGACUUAAAGAACAAGAGAUACUCAGCCGAAAAAGAGUACCGCGUUAGGGUUGGUGGAUGAGAGUUUGUUUCCCCGUUCCCGUCCCCGACUCCAACUCCAACUCCUAAGCUGUAUCCUGCUCUGCUUUCUUCUUCAUCUCAUCAUAUUAUAUAAAAUCAUUAAUCAUUGAUUUGUACAUUUCGAGCUUGAAAAGAUUGGAAUUGAAUUUGCUUGCUCUCUCUCUCUC
This is a messenger RNA of Momordica charantia (bitter melon), 2890 nucleotides long. Its product is annotated as kinesin motor protein-like protein. NCBI's taxonomy places the organism in Eukaryota, Viridiplantae, Streptophyta, Magnoliopsida, Cucurbitales, Cucurbitaceae. Gene Ontology annotation, molecular function: microtubule motor activity; microtubule binding; ATP binding. The record is from RefSeq and is a predicted model, not a curated record. Gene Ontology annotation, biological process: microtubule depolymerization; microtubule-based movement. Gene Ontology annotation, cellular component: microtubule.